This is a messenger RNA of Sphaeramia orbicularis (orbiculate cardinalfish), 6720 nucleotides long. RefSeq names its product rho-associated, coiled-coil containing protein kinase 2a (gene rock2a). Bases 750 to 4940 code for a protein of 1396 amino acids. The record is from RefSeq and is a predicted model, not a curated record. Gene Ontology annotation, biological process: Rho protein signal transduction; peptidyl-threonine phosphorylation; cortical actin cytoskeleton organization. The transcript is spliced from 33 exons. Gene Ontology annotation, cellular component: cytoskeleton; centrosome; cytoplasm. Gene Ontology annotation, molecular function: Rho-dependent protein serine/threonine kinase activity; small GTPase binding; ATP binding. NCBI's taxonomy places the organism in Eukaryota, Metazoa, Chordata, Actinopteri, Kurtiformes, Apogonidae.
GUCAAGAAAUCAGCCGCUGUCGCCAGAGGACUUUUUUUCCCCUGCUCGAAUGAAACAACUUUUUUUGUAAAUAGAGCCUGCGGCGAGGACACGACGAGGAAGACAAAUGCGAAAAUGCGAGAAGAAAUCCAGGAAGAGAGUGUGUGCUUAUUAAAAAUUCAGCGCGCGAGAACAGACAAUAUCGCCCUUUCGGAUGAGUUGUGGCAGCACCGAGGAUAAACACAACAGUAACGGGCUCCAAACAGCGGUGAAUGGGGUGACACGAAGCGGAUACCUGGGUUAAAACCGAGUCCAGAGUAUUUUCAAGCGGCCAAAAACCAAGGGGAAGGGGAGGAGAGGGGGGCAAAGAAAACGCCCUGCUGCCUGUUGCUGGUAUCUCCAAAUCCAAACUUUAUCGCCGAGUUGGAAAAAUGCAUCUAUGGCUCAACGGGAGGUGAUAAUUCAUGUGUAAGCCUGUCUUUAUUAGCCUAAAGUCAAAGUGCUAGCCACCUGGGGCCUGCUCACUUGGUAACUUUUGGAAAGCGGGGAGUCUGUGUCUGCUUUGGGAAUAUUUUCUCCUCAUUGUGCACACUAGCUAUUCCUGUUGGAAACGAUUUGGGUGGGCUGAGAGCCCACGGCUGCUCCGCUAGGCCCACAGCCAUUAGCCAGGAACAAAGAGGUGUCACAUGUAAACUCACACACUUUUAGGGGAAAAAAACCCUCCACAUAUAUAUUUUUUUACUCAACUUUUAACGACCGACGCUGCAGACAUGUCUCUGGGCGCCGAGAGGAGGAUGGAGACCCGGCUGAAGAAGCUGGAGGACAUGAUCCGAGACCCCAGAUCUGCCAUAAACCUGGAAAGUUUGCUGGAUUCCAUAAACGCCCUGGUCCUUGACUUAGAUUAUCCAGCACUACGUAAAAACAAAAACAUUGAAACCUUCUUACACAGAUAUGAGAAAGUCAUAGGACAAGUACGGAACCUCCAGAUGAAGUCUGAAGACUUUGACAGAGUUAAAGUCAUCGGUCGAGGGGCAUUUGGUGAGGUUCAACUGGUCCGACAUAAAGCCUCUCAGAAGGUCUAUGCCAUGAAGCUGCUGAGCAAGUUUGAGAUGAUCAAACGUUCAGAUUCUGCCUUUUUCUGGGAAGAACGGGACAUCAUGGCCUUUGCCAACAGUCCCUGGGUGGUGCAGUUAUGCUGUGCCUUCCAAGAUGAGCACUACCUCUACAUGGUGAUGGAGUACAUGCCAGGAGGUGACCUGGUCAACCUCACCAGCACUUAUGAUGUGCCAGAGAAAUGGGCCAAGUUCUACACAGCAGAGGUGGUGAUGGCUCUGGACGCCAUUCACUCCAUGGGUUUCAUCCACAGAGACGUUAAGCCUGAUAACAUGCUGCUGGACAGACAUGGACACCUGAAACUGGCCGACUUUGGCACAUGCAUGAAGAUGGACACGACUGGCAUGGUGCAUUGUGAUACCGCGGUCGGGACUCCAGACUACAUCUCUCCUGAGGUGUUAAAAUCCCAGGGAGGAGAUGGAUACUAUGGGAGAGAGUGUGACUGGUGGUCUGUAGGGGUCUUCAUCUUUGAAAUGCUUGUUGGUGACACACCGUUUUAUGCCGACUCUCUGGUGGGAACCUACAGUAGAAUCAUGGACCAUAAAAAUUCCCUCAACUUCCCUGACGAUGUAGAGAUCUCCAAAGAUGCCAAAAGUAUCAUCUGUGCCUUCCUGACUGACAGGGAGGUGCGAUUGGGCAGAAAUGGCGUGGAAGAAAUUAAACGACACCCUUUCUUCAGAAACGACCAGUGGACCUUUGACACCAUCAGAGACACGGUUGCCCCCGUGGUCCCGGAGCUGAGCAGUGACAUUGACACCAGUAACUUUGACGAGAUUGAAGAAGACAAAGGCGAUGUUGAAACUUUCCCCACGCCAAAGGCUUUUGUUGGAAAUCAGUUGCCUUUCGUCGGCUUUACUUACUUCAAAGAGGACCAGUUACUAAAUGCUUCCAAUAAUUCCUCUGUGACUCAUGAGAAUUCAAAAGGAGAGUCUGUCGCUCUGCAAAAGAAACUCCACCUUCUUGAGGUGCAACUGAACAAUGAGAAGCAGGUCAAAGAUGAUCUUGAACACAAGUACAGAUCUGCCAGCAGCCGUUGCGACAAAAUCUCCAAAGAACUUGAGGAAGAGGUGAGCAGCAGAAAAAAUCUAGAAUCGACUCUGAGGCAGCUGGAGAGGGAGAAGGCCCUACUGCAGCACAAGAGUCUGGAAAGCCACCGCAAGGCUGAGAACGAGGCCGAUAGGAAACGAUGCCUGGAGAAUGAAGUCAACAGCCUUCGAGACCAGUUGGAUGACCUGAAGAGAAGAAACCAAAAUUCACACAUUUCCAAUGAGAAGAACAUUCACCUGCAAAAACAGCUGGAAGAAGCCAACACGUUGCUGCGGGCUGAGUCUGAGGCAGCGACGAGGCUGCGUAAAACCCAGACCGAUAACAGCAAGCAGCUGCAGCAGCUGGAGGCCAAUGUGCGUGAGCUGCAGGACAAAUGCUGCCUGCUGGAGCGUAGCAAGCUCAGCCUGGAGAAGGAAUGUAUCAGCCUACAGGCCGCUCUGGAGACGGAGAGGAGGGAGCACAGCCAGGGAUCAGAAACCAUCAGCGACCUGAUGGGCCGGAUUUCUGGACUAGAAGAGGAGGUUCGCCAGCAGAGACAAGCUCUGUCCAAAGCUGAUACUGAGAAGAGACAGCUCCAGGAGAAACUCACAGAUCUGGAGAAGGAGAAAAGCAACAAAGAGAUCGAUCUGACCUACAGACUGAAGGUUCUGCAACAAGAGCUGGAGCAGGAGGAGUCCUCUCAUAAAGCAACCAGGGCAAUGCUGGCGGACAAGAGCAAGAUCAAAGUGACCAUCGAGGGUGCCAAAUCUGAGUCCAUGAAAGAGAUGGAACAGAAGUUGGCGGAGGAGCGAGCAGCCAAACUGCGGCUGGAGAACCGAAUACUAGAGCUGGAGAAGCACAGCAGCAUGAUGGACUGUGACUAUAAACAGGCUCUGCAGAAACUAGACGAGCUGCGUAGACACAAGGACCGCCUCACGGAGGAGGUGAAGAAUCUGACGCUGAAGAUUGAGCAAGAGACACAGAAGCGCAAUCUGACUCAGAACGACCUGAAGGCUCAGAACCAGCAACUCAACUCUCUGCGAACCUCCGAGAAACAGCUCAAGCAGGAAACCAAUCACCUGCUGGACAUUAAACGCAGUCUGGAGAAACAGAACCAGGAGCUGCGCAAAGAAAGACAAGACACAGAUGGGCAAAUGAAGGAAUUACAAGAUCAGUUAGAGGCUGAGCAGUAUUUCUCUACGCUGUAUAAGACCCAGGUUCGUGAACUAAAGGAGGAGUGCGAGGAAAGAAACAAACUUUACAAAGACAUGCAGCAGUCUCUGCAGGAGCUACAGGAAGAGAGGGACUCAUUGGCGGCACAGCUUGAGAUCACACUGACAAAAGCUGACUCAGAACAGCUGGCACGUUCGAUCGCAGAGGAGCAGUACUCAGACCUGGAGAAGGAGAAGAUAAUGAAGGAGCUGGAACUGAAGGAGAUGAUGGCCCGACAUCGUCAAGAGCUGGCUGAAAAGGACAUCACAAUCACUUCGCUGGAGGAGGCGAAUCGCACUCUGACCAGUGAUGUUGCCAACCUUUCCAAUGAGAAGGAAGAGCUGAACAACAAACUGAAGGAGACACUAGAAGAAACUGAGAAAUCGAAGGAUUGGGAGCAGCAGAUCAGCCAGAUGAAGCAGGCAUUUGAGAAACAGCUACAGUCAGAGAGGACACUGAAAACUCAGGCUGUCAAUAAACUGGCGGAGAUCAUGAAUAGGAAGGAGGUGCGUGGAGGAGGCAGCCGCCGUGGUAACGACACAGACAUGCGGCGAAAGGAGAAAGAAAACAGGAAGCUGCAGCUGGAGCUGAGAUCAGAGAAGGAAAAACUCAACAGCACCAUCAUCAAAUACCAGCGAGAAAUCAACGAAGUGCAGGCGCAAUUAGCAGAUGAGAGUCAGAUGCGUAUUGAGCUGCAGAUGGCUCUGGACAGUAAAGACAGUGACAUCGAGCAGCUGAGGAAUCACCUGCAGACCCUCAGUGUCCAGUCCAUUGACUCUACCAGUGUUAGCAGCGGUCCAGAGUUUGACGCUGAUGAUGCUUAUACAGAAACAAGGCUUGAGGGUUGGCUGUCUCUCCCUGUGAGAAACAACACCAAGAAGUUUGGAUGGGAGAAAAAGUAUGUUGUAGUGAGCAGCAAGAAGAUUCUUUUCUACAACAGCGAACAAGAUAAAGAGCAGUCCAUUCCGUACAUGGUGCUUGAUAUAGACAAACUCUUCCAUGUGAGGCCUGUCACUCAAACAGAUGUGUACCGGGCUGAUGCCAAAGAGAUCCCCAGGAUAUUCCAGAUUCUUUAUGCCAACGAGGGUGAGAGCAAAAAGGAACCUGAAGAACUUCCCACUGGAGAGAAAUCCAGUUACAUCUGCCACAAAGGCCACGAGUUCAUCCCCACACUGUACCAUUUUCCCACCAACUGUGAAGCGUGCACCAAGCCGCUGUGGAACAUGUUCAAGCCACCGCCAGCGCUGGAGUGUCGGCGCUGCCACAUCAAGUGCCACAAGGACCACAUGGACAAAAAGGAGGAGAUCAUCGCACCCUGUAAAGUUAACUACGACGUGUCCACGGCCAAGAACCUGCUGCUGCUGGCUAUCUCUCAGGAGGAACAGCAGAAGUGGGUGAGCCGACUAGUCAAGAAGAUCCCGAAGAAGCCUCCACCACCAGAGCACUUUGCACGCUCCUCACCACGUGCCUCCAUGAAGGUCCAGCCCAGUCAGUCCAUGAGGAGGCCCAGUCGACAGCUGCCCACCAGCAAGAGCAGGUCCUUUGACCUCAGCACUCACAGGUCAAAUGGCUUCAAAAAGAGGCGAGAAGACUUCAACGAACACAAAUGACGGCUUGUUCCAUCCUGUGCUUCCUUUAGCCCAGAUGUUUCCCUGUAGACGACUGAAUUCCCGAAUUUAACCUUGCUUGGGAGUGUGGUGCAUCUUCAAGGUGGUGGGGCGCAUUUCCUCCUAAAUCAAAGACUGUAAACAAAGCUCCGUAUUUUUGCAGAUCAGCACACUGAUACAAACUCUUCUUCACUUCUCCACAGCCCACCCUGUCCUGACAGCUACAGAGGCUGUUUUCCCUUUGAUUCAAGCUCUUUUUAUUUUUUCCAGCCACUUGAAGCGGUAACGACUAUCAUUCUCACCUCAGCACCUGUGAUCUUUUCGGCAAGCUGGAUUGCUUGUAAGCGUAUUAGUGGAAGUCUUCUCUUGGGCCCUUGACUUGAGCAAUUAUGUGUCUCUGGGGGCUGGAGUAGCUCAUUUAGCUCCCACAGGAUGGAAGGGGAGCUCUUACAAAGCCCAGCCAUACUGGCAAGAAGCGGAUACACUUACCUCAACACUAGGGCACACUGUCUGAUUGAAGGACCCUGCAAGAAAACUCUGAACUCUUCCUCACCACCUUUGGGGAAUUUUGUGGCCAAAUUAAAUAAAAAGACAUUCUUGUGUUUGCCGAUUGUGGACAAUAUGAAGGGUUUAAUGGGGAACACUACACUCAGAAGAUGCUAAAUUCUGUGUUAUUUCUUUUGCUGAAUACAGCUGAAGCUCUUGAACUUGGUCCCUGAUACAGUGCAGUUUCUGUACUUUGGCUGAUUGAAACUCAUUGAUUGUAGCUUGUUGCUUCCCUCAAUUCACCUCUCAUGUGCGUGUCCACACAGGUCAUAGAAACUUGAAUAAGGUACAGGGAUAAACGAGUUGUGACUUCUAGGAAAGUCAAGGCUGGGAGCAUUACAUUCCUCCAGGCUUUGAGCAAAUAAUUCCUUGAGUGCCUCUUAUUCAGAUUUCUGACUCGGGCACACUCUGAAGCAUCAGUAUGUCAUUGUGUGACUACAAUAAUGUUCAUAGGUGAACACAGUCCUGCUCUGAACAGCCUUAGAUGGAGAGCCAGGCAUGAGAUCCUCCCAAACGUACAACCCUGCACUGUCAGUUAUGAGGGUUAAUGUUUACUGAACUCAAGGGGUGCACCAUUAAUGCUUUUCUGAUCCGAGCUCGGCUCCUUUUGUUGUUUGAAUGUACUUCUGGGCUUUACCAGAGACGACACACAGGCAUUGUAUUACUUGUAUCCAAAUGUACUUGACUGAAGCCCCCUUUUCAUCACAAACUGAGUGAACUUGCAUGUGUUUGCCUUUUCAGGCCUCACACUUAAGUGCUGUCACCUCCAGGCCUCCACUUAUUAGAAAUGUAGUCAUUAGACAUUCCCUAUCCAUGGAAAUGACCAAUGAGAUGCAGAAACAGGGAAGGUAUGCAGUCAUAUCCCAUAAGUCAGAAUACUGAGCAGCACUAUUCCAUUGAAAGUUUUUCUAAAAGUGUUUGUCCUGAUAUUUUUGUAUUAAAAGUAACCAGACUCUUAGUUUGGGCACGUUGUUGUGUGUAUGUGGCUUAUAUAGCACAUGGAGAGUAACUGUGUGUGUGCGUGUGCACUGAGUGCUCUCCUUUAACCAAGAAGCAUGUUUUAUACAUAUAAAUAUACACAGUAUAUAUUUUACAUGCCAUACAGUGCACAUUAUAUUAUUUAUACAGCCUUGUCCACUUUGUAUUUAAGGGCUCUACAUCCAGAUUGCAUGUUUGCUACCAAACAGCUCUAUAAUAACCACUUCAACAAUAAAGACAUGGAUGUGCCUUUUGUUUA